AUGUCUUUCAAACAGAUCGGGAAAGCCAAGUUGACUACUCCCAAUAACGUCCUUUUCAUCGACAAUGAGGUCCCGCCUUCCAAUGCCGCCUCUGCUGUCACAACCCCCACCGAGCAACAGGCCGAUCCCUUCACCUCUACCGCCGACCGCGCAGAUUAUCUGACCAAAGCGCUUGAAAAAAGUCAAGCCCCUGGCCAGGAGGCCGGAUUGCCGCCGAAUGGAGUCUCGAGAGUGGGCAAGAUGGGGCGAGAGGAGAGAAAGCUGCCAGACAUCAACGCCGAGCCUUCAGAGUACUACGGUGGUGCACAGGUCUGGAGCCGAGCGAGAACUUUCAGUAAUGCUGGCGGCGCUGGUGACUACAAACGCAGGCCCCUGCAAAUGGGCGGAGAAAAGAUCGGCAGGAACCGUCGGCUGUCUCACGAUGAAGUCACUCCCUCUGCUCCCAGGCGAUACUUGAUCGAUGUGGAAGAGACCAUGAGGCUCGUGCUUGAACAAGAAGACACAGACAACAACUUCCAAAUUUCUGUCUACGACUCUGGACCCAAGCUGCUCUCACUCGGAACAGCCAGUUCCAACGCCCACAAAACAUUCGAUAUUCGCGGGACGUAUAUGCUUUCAAACUUGCUUCAAGAGCUCGCUCUAGCCAAAGACUUUGGUCGCAAGCGCAUUGUCCUCGACGAAGCUCGAUUGGCCGAGAACCCUGUUGACCGUCUUUCCCGCAUGAUCAAGAAUUCGUUCUGGAAUGCUCUCACUCGUCGAAUCGACGCACAGGGUCUUGAGAUUGCGUGUGCCGACCCCAAGAACAAGGACCAGAGCGCCGGGGCAAGAAUCUACAUUCCUCACGGAGAGGACGAGAUGGCCGAGCACUAUCGCCAAAUCGGUCGAGACAACCCCAACCUCAAACUGGAGGUCAACAUCCUGCCUGUUCACUGUGACGACCCUGCCUAUGUCAAGACUCUCAACGACAAGCCUGGUAUCUUGGCCCUUGCUAUGGACAGGAAGGUGGAUGCGGACGGCAAGGUCACUCUGGAUGCCUUCCCCUUUGUCGUUCCAGGAGCCAGGUUCAAUGAGAAAUACGGAUGGGACAGUUACUUUAUGGCUUUGGGGCUUCUCGUAGACGGGCGAUUGGAUCUUGCAAAGGGCAUCGUAGAGCACUGUAUCUUCGAGAUCAAGUACUACAACAAGGUUCUCAACGGCAACAGGACCUAUUACUUGUGCCGAUCUCAACCACCCUUCUUGACCGACUAUGCUCUUCAGAUCUACAACCAAUUGGACCGAAGCAAGCCCGAGGAGAACAAGGCUUGGUUGAAACGUACCAUCCAGGCCGCCAUCAAAGAGUACCAUCGCUACUGGAUGCAGGAGCCUUCGCUUGACAUCGUCAGCGGGCUCUCUCGUUAUCGCCCUUCAGGUCUGGGUAUCCCUCCCGAGACAGAGUCUACCCACUUCACCCACAUUGUCCAGCCUUACGCCCAGAAGCUUGGCAUUUCGGUCCUGGAGUAUCUUGAUGGCUAUGAUGACGGCACCAUCCUCGAGCCGGAGCUGGACGACUACUUUAUGCACGACCGUGGUGUGCGAGAGUCUGGCCACGAUACCUCCUAUCGACUUGACAAGAAGUGUGCGGAUUUGGGAACAGUGGAUCUCAACUCUCUUUUGUACAAGUACGAAUUCGAUAUCGCCUCUGCUAUCCAAGUGAUCUUUGACGAUCAUCUGGAGAUGAACGAAGAGUUUGAGUUGUCUCCUUGGCCCAUUACCCCUGAGGCUUUCGAGGAAGGCGCACCCCGAGAACUUUCCACCAAUGUUGUCCAGACAAGCAAGCACUGGUUCGAACGAGCGGCGAAGCGAAAAGAAACCAUGGACAAGCUCUGCUGGAACGAUCGUCUGGGAAUGUACUUUGACUAUGAUACCAAAGCCCGCAAGCAGACCCGUUACGAGUCUGUGACUACUCUGUGGCCAAUGUGGGCUGGUAUGGCGUCUGAGGAACAGGCUUCGAUGUUGGUGCACAAUGCUCUUCCCAAGUUUGAGGUAGCCGGUGGUCUUGUGUCCGGUACCGAAGAGUCUCGAGGCAUCAUUUCUCUCGAUCGUCCUAACAGACAAUGGGACUACCCCUACGGCUGGCCUCCCCAUCAGAUCAUGGCCUGGGUAGGGUUGGAGCGAUAUGGUUACAUCGAUGAUGCUUCUCGACUGGCUUACAGGUGGAUCUAUAUGAUGACACUCUCUUUCAUGGACUACAAUGGCAUCGUCCCCGAAAAGUUUGACGUUGUCGAGCUGAGCCACUUGGUAGACGCUGAAUACGGUAACCAAGGCACCGACUUCCACUUUGUGCCCAGAGAAGGCUUCGGGUGGAUGAACGCUGCUUACCAAGUUGGUCUCCAGUGCUUGUCAACUGGUAUGCGCCGAGCCAUUGCCAACGUUGUUCCUACUUGGGAGUUCUUCAAUCUGCCUGCCCCGGACUUUGACUUGGCCGCAAAGCGUCGUAACGAAAGAGAUAUCCACGACAAAGCCGCUGCAGCCUCUGGCCAUGGUGGACAGCCCAAGAACGACACGCACAACCAACCUCCCUCGCUCGAGCAAGCUAUCGCAGAACUGAAAUUGGAGUUUUCCGGUCCUGCCAAAUAG
This is a messenger RNA of Cryptococcus wingfieldii CBS 7118, 2616 nucleotides long. Its product is annotated as alpha,alpha-trehalase. Bases 1 to 2616 code for a protein of 871 amino acids. The record is from RefSeq and is a predicted model, not a curated record. Lineage: Eukaryota; Fungi; Basidiomycota; Tremellomycetes; Tremellales; Cryptococcaceae. Gene Ontology annotation, molecular function: alpha,alpha-trehalase activity; calcium ion binding. Gene Ontology annotation, cellular component: cytoplasm. Gene Ontology annotation, biological process: trehalose catabolic process. The transcript is spliced from 14 exons.